This is a messenger RNA of Scheffersomyces coipomensis, 1004 nucleotides long. RefSeq lists its product as uncharacterized. The annotation marks the transcript as partial. The transcript has a single exon. Gene Ontology annotation, molecular function: D-serine ammonia-lyase activity. The record is from RefSeq and is a predicted model, not a curated record. Lineage: Eukaryota; Fungi; Ascomycota; Pichiomycetes; Serinales; Debaryomycetaceae. Gene Ontology annotation, biological process: D-serine catabolic process.
CCAUUCGUUAUUGGUCAAUUAUAUCUAUGAGGUGAUUAUAAUUAUCAUUAUCAAAAUUAUUAUUUAGAUAUUUAUUUAUUAGGUCCAACGUGAGACAAACGGCUUAUCGGUGACUGAUUUGCCGCAUGCAUAACUUUAAGGUGUAUACAGCAAAAUAUUUCAGUGGGCAGUGUCCAGUGGAGGGCUUAAGCAUGUUGAAUUUUCAACUAAACUAUUUAAUUCAGUUAAUAAUUUGAAGAUAAGCAUCUAGUUUAUUUGAUUUCAAGGAUCACUACAGAAAAUAAACUAGCACCAAUGAGUUCAUAUCCAUAUCAGUUAACAACUACGUCUAACAAAGAUGAAUUACUUCAACGUUAUAAGGGGAAACCUCUUAGAGAUUUACCAACUCCAUCUAUUGUUAUCAACAAGGCCAAAUUCGAACUGAAUUGCAACAAAAUGCUUGUGAAUGCAAAAAAGCUUGAUGCUAAUUUCAGAGCCCAUAUUAAAACCCAUAAGACUUUAGAAGGUACUUUGUUGCAAUUAGGCACUGUUCCAUUCAAAACUGAAAAGAUAGUUGUGUCUACUAUGAUGGAAGCUUGGAAUAUCUUACCAUUGGUGAAAUCAGGACUUAUAAUAGAUGUUCACUUUAGUUUACCAGUGGUUAAGUCGAGAUUAUCUGAAUUGGCUGAAUUCAGUAAUGUUGUUCCUCAUUUAAGAAUCAUGUUGGAUGAUAUUGAACAGUUGGAUGUGUUGGCUAACUUCAACAAAACUAAUCCAGGGACUAACAAGUGGUCAGUGUUCAUUAAGAUAGAUAUGGGUACUCAUAGAGCUGGUUUAAUUGCCGAUACCGAAAGAUUGAAUCAAACUUUAGCCAAGGUAUUGACGGAAGAUUCCAUUAAAGAAGCUGUUGAAGUAUAUGGAUUUUAUUGUCAUGCUGGUCAUUCUUACGCCUCAACAUCAUCAAAUACUGCUAAAACAUACUUGAUUGAAGAAAUAAAGAAUGCCAAUAUUGCUGCUAUUACUGC